Molecule: messenger RNA, 1586 nt
Organism: Guillardia theta CCMP2712
Lineage: Eukaryota; Cryptophyceae; Pyrenomonadales; Geminigeraceae
Exons: 7
Coding region: 15-1586 (523 amino acids)
Biological process (GO): fatty acid metabolic process
Molecular function (GO): oxidoreductase activity, acting on the CH-OH group of donors, NAD or NADP as acceptor; NAD+ binding
Source: RefSeq, a predicted model, not a curated record
AAGGCGGAUUUUCGAUGUCCUGCCACAGUGCUUUGCGCCGCCGCCUCAAUGCGAGGAUGGUGAGCUUCAGCGCUAGAUACUCCUCCCUCCUUCUUCCUCUUCCUCCCUCCUCCCCUCGCACUACAUCCACAAGACUUCAGAAAACCUUCCCUGCCACAUCUUGGUCUCCGCCACCGUUCCUGUGCAGGGCUCUGUCAUCGAGAAACGAGGUUGAGGAGAGGAUCCGGAAGUACGCGAAAGAAGCUUGCAGAGUUGAGGAGCUGCAAGGUUUUGAAGCAAAGGACGUGCUCUCGAGUGCUGUGAUUGGUGCUGGAACCAUGGGUGGGGGGAUUGCAAUGUGCCUGGCAGAGAAAAACAUCAAGGUGCAACUGAUUGACAAAGAUCCGAAGAUGCUGCAGGGGUGCUUCGAGAGGAUGAAGAAGAACUGGGAGAAUGCAGUGAGCAAGGGAAAGAUCACAAAGGAGGUGCUGGAACAAAGGCUCAAGUGUAUUCACCUUCACGACUCCGUGGAUGCAUGUCGGGGGGUCGAUCUGGUGAUCGAGGCGAUCUUCGAGGACAUGAAGGCUAAGAAGGAGAUCUUCAAGGAGGUGGACACGGUUGCGAAGGAGGAUGCGAUCCUCGCCAGCAACACCUCAACUCUCAACAUCGAUCAUAUCUUCUCCGACGUCUCCCGCCCUCACAACACUGUUGGGCUGCAUUUCUUCUCGCCGGCACAAGUUAUGCCGCUGCUGGAGGUUGUCCGCGGAGGAAGCUCCUCCAAACAGACUUUGGCGACAGCGAUGAAGCUAGGACAGACGCUCGGAAAGAGUCCUGUGCUUGCAGGAAACUGCUUCGGCUUUAUUGGAAACCGAAUGUUUGAGUCGUACACCAAGGAAGCCAUGUUCUUGCUCGAGGAAGGUGCUCUUCCACACGAGGUCGAUGAGGCGAUUCAAGAGUGGGGGAUGGUGAUGGGGCCUUUUGCUGUGAGCGACCUGGCAGGAAAGUGUUCCUGGCCUAUCGUUGCUUUUUCUCAUGGUCGAAUGAUUGCAGGGUUGGACAUCGGGUACCUCAUUCGAAAGGAGCAGGGGCUGGUGGAUCCUCAGACCCGAUCUAAGGAAUCGGGAAGAUACGCAGGGACGAUCGCAGACAGGCUGGUUCUUUCAGGCAGGAAAGGGCAGAAGACACAGGGGGGUUUCUAUGAUUAUUCCAAGGGGAGGAAUCCAGAAAGAGAUCCCUCGGUCGAGGAGAUUGUCAAGUCGGUCUCUCGAGAUCUCGGGGUCACUCGCCGUAAGAUACAGAAGGAGGAGAUAGUCGAGAGAUGCAUUCUCAGCCUCGUCAAUGAGGGCUAUAAGAUCCUGGACGAAGGGAUUGCCAGAGCGUGGACCGACAUUGAUGUUGUUUAUGCCUACGGCUAUGGAGCUCGAAACCAGCAGCCCAUGACGUAUGCGAGAGAACUUGGGAUGAAGAAGGUGUUGGAGCUUAUUCGCAAGUAUCAGAGGCAAUGUCCGGAUGCUCCUCACUGGAAACCAGCGCAAGGGAUUCUAGACGCUCUGAGAGAAGAAGAUCGGUUGCGAGCUCAACAGCAGAACGUCCCGUAUCUCGGUUAG